AUGGUUUGGAGUAACAAACAAUUACCUGUUUCCCAAUUCCCUUACUUAUACAAAAUUUUUCAUUUCUCCAACAGGUUGUUGGGCUUUUACAAGGGAAUUGUGCCACCCAUCUUAGCAGAAACUCCCAAAAGAGCAGUAAAGUUUUUCACCUUUGAACAGUACCAGAAAUUGCUAGGAUAUGUGUCACUGUCACCAGGAUUGACAUUUUCCAUUGCUGGAUUGGGAUCUGGACUUACAGAAGCCAUCAUGGUUAACCCUUUUGAGGUGGUAAAAGUUGGCUUGCAAGCCAAUCGGGACACAUUCAUAGAGCAACCGUCCACUUUGGCUUAUGCAAGACAAAUCAUUAAGAAGGAAGGUUUGGGACUGCAAGGCCUCAACAAAGGAUUGACAGCAACUUUGGGACGUCACGGAGUUUUCAACAUGGUUUACUUUGGUUUCUACUUCAACGUCAAAAACAUUAUUCCUGUCAAUGAGGAUCCAACCUUAGAGUUCUUGAGAAAAUUUGGGAUUGGUCUUCUGUCGGGGACAAUAGCCUCAGUCAUUAAUAUCCCUUUUGAUGUUGCCAAAAGUCGGAUUCAAGGGCCUCAGCCAGUUCCUGGAGAGAUCAAGUACAAAACCUGUUUUAAAACAAUGGCAACAGUCUAUCAGGAAGAAGGGAUUUUAGCUUUAUACAAAGGCCUGCUUCCCAAGAUUAUGAGACUUGGACCAGGAGGUGCAGUGAUGCUGCUGGUUUAUGAGAACACCUAUUCAUGGCUGAAGGAGAACUGGUGAUUACUGAGGAAAUGUUUUCCCUGCAGAAAAUGGAUGCUGUGCAGCAUCAUGAAGAGGAGAUGCUAUUGAUCAGCUGAGCUAGGCAUACAGUUAUGAAAGGGAAACCAGCUUGGUCAAGAACAAAGCCUAUUUUGAUACUUUAGAUUUUAUCUUUAGGCAAUUUGGGUUGGUAUUUUGAGAUACAUAAAUGAUAGAGAUACAGAGAUGAUAGAUGAAAGAUAGAUAAGAAAAAUAAUACAAAGCAAUGAGAUAUGUUGUGAAAAGAAAACUAAUAUGAAACAAUGAGGUAUAUAAGUUGAAUAUUAAAAUAGCAUAGAAAUCAGAUAUAUUUCAUAAGAGCAAUAUAAGAUAUAUAAAAAAAGAAGCAAUGAAGUAUAUGAAUAAAAUAUUAAAAUAGUAUAUAAACUGCACACAAGGAAUGUAAACAUUAUAAACUGCAAACAUGUACAAAAAGGAACAGGAGCAAGAGAUGUGGGGAGGAAGGGAGAGGAAAAGGGGUGAAAAAAGGAAUUAAGAUGUGUUAUGUACAUGUACCAACUUCCUGCAAGGAAUGAAAACAUGUACUAUACUCCUGUACUAAUAAUCUAAAAUAAUAAAAAAAUUAAUCAAUAAAAAAGCAA
Messenger RNA from Heterocephalus glaber (naked mole-rat), 1391 nucleotides. NCBI's taxonomy places the organism in Eukaryota, Metazoa, Chordata, Mammalia, Rodentia, Bathyergidae. The record is from RefSeq and is a predicted model, not a curated record.